Messenger RNA from Dreissena polymorpha, 1023 nucleotides. Its product is annotated as 2-iminobutanoate/2-iminopropanoate deaminase-like. The transcript is spliced from 6 exons. Gene Ontology annotation, cellular component: cytosol. The record is from RefSeq and is a predicted model, not a curated record. NCBI's taxonomy places the organism in Eukaryota, Metazoa, Mollusca, Bivalvia, Myida, Dreissenidae. The coding region runs from base 75 to 614 and encodes 179 amino acids. Gene Ontology annotation, molecular function: deaminase activity.
UUGGGCGCAGACAUGUUGGAUUGGACUUACUUAAAAUAUUUCAAGGGAGAGAAUUCAACCAAAAGUAGGAGGCAAUGUCAAGAAUGGCAUCAGUCGUAAGAAAGAUUAUCAAGACCACGAAGGCUCCAGGAGCUGUCGGACCAUACAGUCAGGCAGUGCUGGUCAAUAACACACUGUACCUCUCCGGUCAGAUCGGACUGGAUGUCAACACCGGCACUAUUGUACCUGGAGGAGUUGUUGCAGAGUGUGAACAGGUUUUGAAGAACAUGGGUGUUGUUUUGGCUGAGGCUGGAAGUGACUACAGCAAAGUUGUCAAAUGCACUGUUCUGUUGGAUGACAUUGGGAACUUUAAUGCAGUUAAUGAGGUCUACUUAAAAUUCUUUACUACUGACAAACUGCCUGCAAGAGCAUGCUAUGCAGUCAAAGACUUGCCCAGGGUUUGUUGUUCACUUUGUUAUUGUGAGACUCAGUCAAAGACUUGCCCAGGGGAGCCAAAGUGGAGAUUGAAGCCGUUGCAAUUGUUGGGGAUGUCAAGGAUGAAUAGGGGCUGCCCAAUCAAAGGACCACAGUUUUCAGUAUUUGUAAUGAAAGGCAUUUUGGUGUCAGGCAUUUAAGUUUGGUCAUAGAAUAAGUAUGUUUGUGUUUGUGGUGUGUGUGCAAUAAGUUUUGAUUUACAUUAGAAACUUUUUUUUAUCUAAAACAACGAUAGGUAUGUUUAAUUAGAUUUAAAUGAAAUGAUAAACAAUUUUUAAUUGCUAUUUUUUAUUUGAAAAAGGAAACAAAAUCUGUUUAGUUCUUUCACACCAUUAUGAAUUGUUUCCAUGGUUAAAAAUAUGCGUCAGUUUAAUGUAUGGAAUGGUUUUGUUGUCUAUAAAUGCAUAAAAGUGUGUAUAAUACUUUAAUAGUAAUGGUAAUUAUUGGUUAAUGUGGUAAAAUUAUUUAUAAAAGAUUUUAGUGUACGUUAAUACAAAUGUCAUAAUUUUCUUAUUUUGAAUGCUCAACUAUUAAAGUAUUUAAAAUUGU